Messenger RNA from Andrographis paniculata, 903 nucleotides. RefSeq lists its product as uncharacterized. NCBI's taxonomy places the organism in Eukaryota, Viridiplantae, Streptophyta, Magnoliopsida, Lamiales, Acanthaceae. The record is from RefSeq and is a predicted model, not a curated record. The transcript is spliced from 4 exons. The coding region runs from base 135 to 851 and encodes 238 amino acids.
GGUGGACCUACUGAAGGCUUCAAUCUUUGCACGGUCCCAUUGUUGUCUAGGCGACUCGGAUCGGCCAUGGUUACGGCGGCAAUCCAUUUCAAUGUUGAUGAAUUCGAGUUGAGGUAGACGAAUUGGGAGGAUUAAUGGCUGGGGAGACAUCGUUGUCGGAGCAUCUGCACAAACUGGUCGUAAAUUCAGAGCAAGAGCUUGAAAGCUUGCUUCAAUUGCUAUGGCAGACUCGUAAAACUGGCUUAUCCUCUUCAGAGAAGUCUUCGCUUCAGUCUCUUCUUAAGCUUCCUUCGCCUGGCGAUCUUAAUCCUGUAUUGCCAUCCCUUCGAUCUCUUAUUCGAAAUUGUGCACGCAGUUGCCUUGAAGGGGAUGAUAUUUCGAAGCUGCUUCCAUCUGAUCUUCCUCUUGAACUGCAGCGCAUGCUUCUUACAUUAUUGCAGAAGCUUGGGAAUCUGUGGAAGGAAGAGUUAUCCCAAGAACAGUUGCAGCACGUAUCCGGUUCAACUGGAACGUCAUGUCCAAAUGACGGGUUCUCUUGCUCAGUGCCACCUCCAUUAUCUUUUCCUACUUCGGAGGUUUCUGGGUCACUGAUGUCCCGACAAGUCAAUCCGGUUUAUCAACUCUACAGCCGUAAUCAUAGAUGUGCAAUGUCAGAGAGAAAUGGGUUGAGUUUGCCUCAGUUAUCUCAUCAAAAUGACACCAUCCCUCCCGAGUUUACGGGAGUUCUUCCUCAAGUGAAAUCUAUGACAUGGACUGUGGAGAAUAGGACUACCACCCCGGGUAAUCGAGUGGCUAUCAUUACACUUAAGGUAAUAAAAUGGAGUGACUUAUAUGAUCAUGGAAACAAAUAACAUAAGAAACUGCGCGAAGUAGUUUUGUAAGAUUAAACCAUUUGCUCUAGCA